Molecule: messenger RNA, 799 nt
Organism: Pyricularia grisea
Lineage: Eukaryota; Fungi; Ascomycota; Sordariomycetes; Magnaporthales; Pyriculariaceae
Exons: 2
Coding region: 362-799 (145 amino acids)
Biological process (GO): regulation of DNA-templated transcription; chromatin organization
Cellular component (GO): NuA4 histone acetyltransferase complex; nucleus; Rpd3S complex
Source: RefSeq, a predicted model, not a curated record
UGGAUGUUGCUCAAGUCAGCCUACAACGGUCUAAUUCCAUCAUCAGCAACUCACCUUGUCACAAAUUUCAAUUAUUAGUCAGAGCUUUGUGGGAUAUUUAUUUUUGUCUUGAGUGACGACGCAUCGGAACCACUAGAAAUUGAUUGGCAUCAAACGUCAGGUACUCUUCACGGAAAGUCUGAUCUGACGUGUUUGGUUUGCAACAAGGGACGCACUAGCGCGUUCUGGAAGCUCAAAAACACCACCAGCAGAGCGGUCAUCAAAAAAGCAAGACAAAUUCAAAGGGCAAGGCGGGUCAAAUUGGCCAGGUCUCUGAAUCGACAUUUAAUUCAUCCUUAGUCGCAUCAAAGAAUUUGCAAAGAUGCCACCAAAGCAAUCUGCGCCGCCCUUUAAAGCGGACGAGAGAGUAUUCUGCUUCCAUAUGGACAUGCUUUACGAGGCCCGCAUCCUCGAGAUCCAGAGCGAGGACAACGACCUAUUCUACAAGAUCCAUUACAAAGGAUGGAAGAACACGUGGGACGACUGGGUGCGGCAGGAUAGGCUGCGCAAGUUCAACGAUGAGAACAAGGAGCUGGCCCACACGCUCAGGGAGAACGUCAAGGCACUCCAGGCGCAGGCCAAAGGCGGUGCCAGCGCCAGAACGGCUGCCUUGAAGAAGGUGUCUGUGACUGGCCAACGCACCGGAGUCGACUCUUCCAGGGGGAGUGAGGAGCGUACUGCACAACAGGCGACGUCGAGUGGAAGGGGAUCUAAGCGGCAACGGGAUCACGAUCUAGAAGAGUGCGGUGUGAAAAGUUGA